UUUGGGAUCUUCUUCCUUUGUCAGUGCGUGCUUGGAGUUUUCCGGGAGCUGGCGGUUCUCCAGCAAGCGCGAGCAAUGUCGGCGGUGAUGGAAGCGCUUCUUCGAAUCUGCACUGGUACGUUGGCAGCCACCGCGGGAUUUCUCUAUCUCGCGAUCGUUCUGGCAGAGAAUCGUCGCUGGCCGGCGCUGCGAUGGAUUCCCGCGACAAUGCAGGGAUCGGCAUGGCUGGUUCUUGCUGCAUCGGCCGCUCUGAGGCGGAUUCCGGGGAAAUACGUCAGGGUUUGCGCCGCGGCGAUUGCCACGGGCUUGGCGGCCGUGGCCGUGGUGAGGAUUAGUGAUCGAUCACAGCAGGAAACAGGGCCGGGAUUCUGGAAGCUCGUGCUGGAUAUUGCGGCAUUUCCAAUCAGCUUGCUUUUCUUGGCGAUCAAAGAGAAGAAGAGCGAAGAAGAGGCAAGCGCUAGGCUCCAGGAGCCUCUUCUUCUACACGACGAAGCUCGAAGCAAGAAUGUUUGCCUCAUCAGUGGAGCUGGAUGGAUCAGCCGUCUCUAUUUCCUGUGGCUCAAUCCUUUGCUAGCUCUGGGAAGUAGAAAGACUUUGGAAGAGGAGGACAUGCCUCGAGUGGCUCCAGAGGAUCGAGCAGACACAAAUUACAAGGCUUUUGUGGAGCUCUGGAGUAGCAGCAGCAGCAGCAGCAGCCAGCCAUCUUUGUUUUGGACCCUCGGACGGUGCUACUGGAAAAACUUUCUCCAGAAUGGCGUCUACGCAUUGGGAAAAUGCGUCACUGUGACGGCUGGUCCUCUCGUCCUCAAAACUUUCGUGGCGAGCACAGCAAAGGGUGGCAACGUCUCACAGGGGUAUUUUCUGGUGCUGGUUUUGUUCCUGGGAAAGGCGGUGGAGUCGGUCUCCCAGAGGCAGUGGCUUUUCGGAAGCAAGAGGCUGGGAAUGCGAAUGCGCUCCGCGGUUAUGGGAGUUUUAUACAGCAAGCAGCUCAAGCUCUCGGGCCUCGCUCGGAGAACUCACGCCACAGGCGAGGUGAUGAGCUACAUGGCUGUGGACGCUUACAGGAUAGGAGAAUUCGGCUACUGGGUCCAUGUUGUGUGGACUACUCCGCUUCAGAUCGCGAUGGCAGGGGCGAUUCUCGUGCAUUCGGUUGGAACAGCGCCAGCGUUCGCAGGUCUCACGGUCAUAGGACUCUCCAUGCUGGCCAACAGGCCCAUGGCCAGGCUCCAGCGGAAGUUCCAGAACGGCCUCAUGAGUGCUCAGGACAAGAGAAUGAGAGCUACUUCCGCCAUUUUGCGAAACAUGAAGACUGUGAAGCUGCAAGCUUGGGAAGAGAUGUUUAAAGCCCGAAUCAAGGAGCUGAGGGGCGAAGAGCUGGUGUGGCUGUCCAAAGUCCAGUACCGCAAAACUUACAAUGCCUUCAUCUUCUGGCUGCUGCCGGUCCUGGUUUCGACGAGCACUUUCAUCGUUUGCUGGCUUACGGGGUACCCGCUGGAUGCGAGCAACGUGUUUACGACACUGGCCACCUUCAGGAUAAUCCAGGAGCCGAUCAGGCUGGUCCCGGAAGUGAUUUCCGCAAUCGUUCAAGUACGAGUUUCCCUCGGAAGGGUUUCAACUUUCUUACAAGACGAAGAGCUUGAUCCUAAAGCUAUCGAAAGAGACAUUAGUGGCGAUGGCGUCGACAUUCAUAUACACAACGCCAGCCUUAGCUGGGACCCGGACGAAGGCAAGGCAAAAGCUGAGGCAUCUACGCUGAAAGAUAUAAACCUGACCGUCCACAACGGAUCACGGGUGGCAGUGUGCGGUGAGGUUGGCUCUGGGAAGUCGACAUUACUUCUCUCUAUCCUAGGAGAAGUUCCCCUGCUACACGGAAAGGUUAAAGUCUCUGGUAGUAUAGCGUACGUGGCUCAGGUAGCAUGGGUACAAUCUGGAACAGUCAGGGACAACGUUUUAUUUGGCAUGGAUAUGGACAAUAAUCGCUAUGCUAUGGCUCUGAAAGCUUGCGAAUUGGACAAGGACAUAGAAAGCUUUCCUUUCGGUGACUUGACUGAGAUCGGAGAGGGGGGACUUAACUUGAGCGGCGGGCAGAAGCAACGCAUUCAACUUGCUCGUGCAGUUUAUCAAGACGCGUCUGUUUACCUCUUGGACGAUCCGUUUAGUGCCGUGGAUGCACAAACCGGAUCUUCGCUUUUCAAGAACUGUAUUCUUGGAGUUCUGUCUCAGAAGACUGUCAUCCUUGUGACGCACCAGGUCGAGUUUCUUCAAAAGUUUGAUGCCAUCUUGGUGAUGCAGAAUGGAGAAGUUUUGGAGUUUGGAAAUUAUGAUGACCUUCUUGCGCGAGGCGCCGUGUUUCGGGAUCUCGUGAUGGCACACAAGGAUGUAAUGUCCUCUUUGGACGCGAGAGGCACGACAACCGUAUCGAAGAAGACGGGUCUUCAGCAUCGGAAAGGUGAAGAUUGCACACCUGAAGCUUCGAAGUUUAAUCAGCUAACCAAGGACGAGAAGAAAGAAUCUGGUAAUGCUGCCUACUUGGACUACAUGAAGCAAGCCAACGGAUUCUUUUACUACGGGCUAUCCACACUUUCAUACAUUGUCUUUCUCUCGGGUCAGAUGGCUUCUAACUGGUGGAUGGCUUCUGAGGUUGAAAGUUCAGAGACAAAUACAGGAAAACUCAUAGCAUCGAGGUCGUUCUUCAACAGCACAAUGGAUUCUUUAUUCUCAGCACCAAUGUCUUUUUUCGAUUCCACACCAAGCGGCCGAAUACUAAGUCGGCUCUCAGUGGACUUGAGCAUCUUGGACCUCGAUAUUCCGUUUUCCUUUGGGUUUUCAAUCUCGGCCUUCCUGAGUGCUUUAGCUAACUUGGGAAUGACAUCUUCUGUAACAUGGCAGAUUCUGGUGAUCGUUGUCCCCAUGAUGUACAUCAACAGACUCUUACAGGUUUAUAACUUGGCAUCUGCUCGUGAGCUGAUGAGAAUCAACGGAACUACAAAGGCACCGAUUUUGAACUACUUCGGAGAAGCUAUAUCAGGUGCUACUACAAUAAGAGCUUUCCGCAAGCAGGAGGAUUUCACGAGGAAGAUUCUGGAUAUGAUUGACACUAAUACGAGUCCUUUCUUCCACAAUUUUGCUGCAAGAGAGUGGCUUAUUCAAAGGCUGGAGUCGCUGUGGUCUGCUGUUCUUUGCUCCUCCGCGUUGAUUAUGGUUAUUUUGCCCCCUGGUACAAUUUCUCCUGGAUUUGUUGGGCUUGUACUUUCUUACGGUCUGUCUUUAAACAAUUCUCAGGUUGCGAGCGUGCAAAACCAGUGCAACCUGGCUAACAUGAUUAUUUCGGUCGAACGAAUUAAGCAGUACUUAUCUUUACCUGUUGAAACUUCCUCUAAAACUGGACUCUGGCCGUCUUGGCCAAGUGAGGGGAAAGUAGAGCUUCACAACCUCCAGAUUAGAUACAGUGCAGACGCACCUCUCGUGCUUCGUGGCAUCACGUGUACUUUUGAAAGUGGUCAGAAAGUCGGAGUCGUAGGACGGACUGGCAGCGGAAAGACUACUCUCAUUAGUGCGCUCUUUCGCAUUAUUGAUCCAGCCGGUGGACGAAUACUUAUAGAUGGAGUUGAUAUUAUGACCAUUGGCGUUACAGCCUUGAGAUCUAGGCUGAGUAUAAUCCCUCAAGAACCAACAUUGUUUCGUGGCACCGUCCGCUUCAACCUGGAUCCGUUUUCCAAGUACACUGAUCAAAAGAUUUGGGAGGCCUUGGAUAAAUGCCAACUUGGAGAAAGUGUGAGAGAGAAAAAUCUCAAGCUGGAGUCCUUUGGUAAGGCUCUCUUUAGUUUGAAGCCGAGUGACAGCUACAUUUUCAUAGUUGGAGACGACGGCGAGAACUGGAGCGUGGGAGAGAGACAAUUGUUUUGCUUGGCUCGUACGCUUUUAAAGCGCAGCCAGAUCCUGGUGCUUGACGAGGCAACGGCGUCCAUCGACAAUACCACCGACGCAGUUCUCCAAAAAGUGCUCGGAGACGAGUUUGGCAAAUGCACAACGAUCACAGUCGCUCACAGAAUCCCAACUGUGAUUAGUAGCGACAUGGUUCUGGCGCUUGAAGAUGGAUUGCUGAUGGAGUUCGACAGACCUGCAAAACUGUUGGGGAACAAAUCCUCCCUGUUUUGCCGAUUAGUAGCAGAGUACUGGUCGAAUUCAUCCCUUGAAUGAUUUUGAUUCUCUUCGAGCUAUUA
Messenger RNA from Selaginella moellendorffii, 4223 nucleotides. Its product is annotated as ABC transporter C family member 10. Gene Ontology annotation, molecular function: ABC-type transporter activity; ATP binding; ATP hydrolysis activity. Gene Ontology annotation, cellular component: vacuolar membrane; plant-type vacuole. The record is from RefSeq and is a predicted model, not a curated record. NCBI's taxonomy places the organism in Eukaryota, Viridiplantae, Streptophyta, Lycopodiopsida, Selaginellales, Selaginellaceae. Gene Ontology annotation, biological process: transmembrane transport.